AACUACUGUAAUAAAGUGGUAUAUGUCAUCAAAGGACCAGCCGCCAACGUCACUUGAGGCAUCCAUGGAGGCAUUGGCAAUGCACAAGCCAACACCCAUGGACGCACCUGAAACUCCACGCACACCGUCAAACCAGAGUACUCUUCCUGCACCUCCACGCUCUUUGCACAUCUACACCAAUCAACCUGAAGCCAUCGAAGACUCGCACGCUCGGGUGAUGAUGCGCCUGUCGUCGGGUGGCAAGCGAGCUCUCGGUGGUGUGCUAGCAUGCUCCCUCAGUUUAGUCAAUGAUGGUUCCGAGUCGCGGACGUGGGCCCAGUCUUAUUUUCGAUUUCUCGCCGACACAUGCUGCGAUUUGUCGUCGUCCGCCUCGGAAGGAUUGAUGCCCGUGGUACAGACGGAACGCAGUCGGUCGCAGAUCGCUGAGGACAACUCGACGAGCGCAUUUCUCCGUGAGAUGCCCAUCGACAGCGCCCCCUUCGUCGCCGUUCUCGAGUCGGAGCUCACCCGCGACGAGAUCGUGCAGCUGUUCUGCUUCAUUCUGUGGCGCACCACGCACGCUGUCGGGUACAACUUCCAUCUUCUUAACCACCCAGAUGUCUCAUACGGUCAUAUUCUUAGCUACGACGCACGUACCCGAUCCAUGCUUCGCCUAGCCUCGCGCCAAUUCCACGACCUCCCUUGGACCGCCAUCGGCGCAGAGGAAGUCGUGUUGGCUCGCGCGUUGCUUCUCGAAGCCACGGAACUUCAAUCGACCAAAAAAGUGCAAAGUCCCCGUAAAUGGAGUGACUGGCGACGCAAUCUAGCCAUUGGUGGCGCGGCAGUUGCCGGCGGAACGCUGCUGGCGCUGACAGGAGGCCUCGCGACGCCGCUGGUGGCCGCGGGGUUCACCGCACUGGGGGGCGCCGGCGCUGCCAUCGGGACCGCGUUGGCGUCUUCGGGGGUCGUCACCGCCGCCACCGUCUUGUUUGGCACGGCGGGGGCUGGCCUCGCUGGCUUCAAGACGGAUCGACGGACACUCGGGAUCAAGCAAUUUGAGUUCCAAUUGCUAACCCCGGGCGAUGGCAUGCACGUGUACGUGUGUGUGGCUGGGUGGCUCGACGACGAUAACAUGGCUGAGUUUUCCACUUCAUUUGGGACUCCGCGCGAGUACCUUCGGGCGUUUUACGCGCAGUUUUGUCCCGAGAAGCUCGGAUCGGUCGACAGCAUGGCGGAGCGCUACAAGGGCCGCGAAGACGAGCUGUUUGAUAUGCUGCGCAAACAGUACAACGUGCCCCUGGACCAGGAUCCGAUCACAAUUAGCCUUGACCAAGGGUUACCAAUGGAAGGGAAACCGUCGCCCGUGCAACUUCGCGCGUGGCGAUGGAAGCAUCGCAUGCCAUUUGGAGACCAGUACAGUUUAUGCUGGGAAAAGGACGUGCUGGUGCGCUUUGGCAAGAAGAUGCGCACCUUCACCAAAGAGAUGGUGCUCAGCUACGCCCGCGGCGAGAUCAUCCAGCGCACGAUCUUUGCCGCGCUGUUUGCCGCCGUGGCGCUGCCCAAGUUUGUGAUCAACCUGUGCAAUAUGAUCGACUCGGAGUGGGCGAUGGUCAUGUCCCGAGCAGACUCGUGCGGCGUUUUGCUGGCUAAGGCGCUGUUAGCACGGCAGCAGGGACUGCGGCCUGUGUCGCUGAUUGGCUACGGCAUGGGCGGGCGGCUAAUCUUUGCGUGCUUGAAGCACUUGGCCGCCCAGGGGGUAACCUGACCGAGUGUCGAUGCGAUGGUGAUGAUAAUGUUUAGGACGCUGGGCUCGGGAUUAUCGAAAACGCUGUGAUGCUGGGGGCAGCGAUGCCCGUGGUUGUGACAGAGUGGAACGCUGUCAAGGCAGUGGUCGCGGGUAGAUGGAUCAACGGCUACUCUGCAAACGACUGGAUGCUCGCCGUGAUGUUUCGAUAUCAGAACUUUUCGAUUGGCGCGCCAGCAGGGUUGGCACCCGUGAAAGUGUGUGGGGUCGAGAACGCCGACCUCUCGGCUUUGAUCACAGGUCACUUGGAUUACCCCAACAAGAUGGGACUCAUUGUGGAAACGCUGCGAUUGGAAGUGUGAUGGGGUGUUCGAGUUAGCGUUUUUAUUCAUAUAUGGAGCAAGUAAUACACUGGCCGGAUAGACAUACAGUAACGUUAGCGUAUAAUCUGAAGGAACGUUACGUUUUAUUACUCUGUUCCA
Molecule: messenger RNA, 2205 nt
Organism: Aphanomyces astaci
Lineage: Eukaryota; Oomycota; Saprolegniomycetes; Saprolegniales; Verrucalvaceae
Exons: 4
Coding region: 23-1744 (573 amino acids)
Source: RefSeq, a predicted model, not a curated record